This is a messenger RNA of Halteromyces radiatus, 1543 nucleotides long. RefSeq names its product kinase-like domain-containing protein. The record is from RefSeq and is a predicted model, not a curated record. Gene Ontology annotation, biological process: protein phosphorylation. The transcript has 3 exons. Gene Ontology annotation, molecular function: protein kinase activity; ATP binding. Bases 37 to 1500 code for a protein of 487 amino acids. NCBI's taxonomy places the organism in Eukaryota, Fungi, Mucoromycota, Mucoromycetes, Mucorales, Cunninghamellaceae.
CUUUUUCUUUUUCGUUUGUUCCAUACACGUCUCACGAUGGAUGAACAGGAAUUGGAUUCCAUUUACAAACAAACAUUAUCUGACGAACUGGUUUACAUGACGAAGAGUGCUAUUCAAGAAUAUAUUUCCACUUACCCUCAUGCAUUUGCUCUUGACGUUUUAUAUCCUCACCAACCUCGAGAAGAAUUAUCUGUUUUGAUGGCCAAGAUGACUCAAUUGUAUCAAGAUAUUACUCAACAUUAUAUGAACAACCAAGUUUAUUUCGACCAUACUUGGCAUUGGACACUUUUAUGGCGACAACAAUUAUCUAUAAAACAUCUAGCAGAACAACAUGGAAAAGAUAAGGUGAUCAUGGCCAUUCAUCCUAGAGCAAGAACAGCUGUACGACAUAUGUUUGAACAAGAUUUGGAUGGUUAUAUGCAAUGGUUCCCAUGGAAUUGGUUUUCCAACAUGAUAUUUAUUGGAGCUGGUGGAUUUAGUGCUGUUUAUAGUUGUGAUAUGAAUCCUACUUUUGAAAUUUUACAAACUACAAAAAUGGCUUUGAAAAUUGUGGAUGAUAAAGUACUCAACGAGAUUUCGGUGGAAUCCAAAGUGUUUGCUCCAUUGUUAUUCCAUGGAUUGACAGUAUGUGAAAGCACAGGCGAUUUAAUGAUGGUGAUGAAACUCAGCAAUGAUGGUAAUUUGGAGGAUCAUAUGCAGUUACUUCCGUUGGGCGAUUUGGAUUUGAAAACAAUUACUGGUACUAUUCUUCGUCUUGCUGCCAAUCUAGCCGAUCUUCACAAUGCAGGACUUUGUCAUCAUAAUGUCCAUCCUCGUAAUAUUAUAUGUACGGACAGUGAUUACUUUUUAGUGGAUUAUCGAUAUUCGACCGUAGCACAAGAAUCCAGUUCUGUGAUGGCAUUGACCAAAGCUGUGUAUGGCCGCCUUCCUUAUGUGGCUCCCGAAGUACGACGUGGACAAUAUAGUCAGAAAUCAGAUAUUUACAGCUUGGGCAUUAUUAUUUGGCAACUCGUCAGUAAAGUCAUUUUUCCUUCACCUGAUGUUCUUUUGGAAGGCCACAACUAUAAAAACAAUCAUGAUGAUGAUGGUGAUGAUGAUGAUGAUAGAAAGAAAGAACAAAGACGAUGGCGAAGACCUGAAUCUCAUGUCUAUCGAAUUGAUCCAGUUCCUGGUGUGCCUUCAUGGUAUACGAAUCUUUAUGUGGCUUGUUUGGAACCUUUACCUCAACAUCGACCUACUGCUCAAGAAAUAUGUCAAGCAUUACACCCGAUUCAUGAACAACUUGAUUAUUCCGUCCCACUUCCUCGGUCUGUCACUGAAUACAUCGUCGCUCGUCGUGCUGAAGUGGCGGAUUUUUUACGUACUUAUGCCAAACUCAAAGGUCUUGUUUCCGUCUCGGCUUCUCGUCUUUUUGCUCAGAAUAGUCUUCCCUCCACUUUAUCUUUUAUUUUAUUACCAUAUAACAAACUUCCCUUUUCCGCCAUUUGGAACCCAUUAUAAAUUAGUUAUUUUACUUUAUUUAUUCACAAAUAAUAAAACAAUC